GAAGAGCAGCGAGAAGAGACGAGCUGUGAGGGUUCACAUGAGACUUUGUUCUUUGGGUUGCACACUUUCUUGGUAGUUCCCGUAAGCUCCACUGACAAAAUGGAUCAACUUGAGAACUCCACUGCUCCACCUAAACGCCUCUUGCCGAUGACACAGAGCAGCGCGAGCUCCCAUGUGGACAAAAACGGCGGGAACGCGUACCUGUACAUAGUAAUAGUCAUGUCUUUCUACGGAAUCUUCCUCUGCGGUAUAAUGCUGGGUUAUUUCCGCUCUAAAAGACGAGAGAAGAAGAGAACCAACAUCUUCACGCGCCUUGUGCACGAGGAGGAGCAGCGGGAGUGGGGAGCACUGCCCAAGAAACACAGCCUCACCUUUCCCCCCGCUGUCUCGGGACUACGCUCGGUGCAGGUGUCGCUGCCUUUCUGCGGUAACCACAGUAACUACUUUGGACACCUCCACGAGGGCGCGCUUUCCUCGCCGCUCGCGUGCUCGCUGUGCACGGAGCAGAGCAGCAUCAGCUCCCUGUGCUCGUCCGCGGACACGCGCCUCGCCAUAGAGGAGGAGUCGGACAGCGGCACGGCGGAGGAGCCGGAGGAGAUCAUGAAGGGAGGGUCCGAGAACAGCGGAGAUGAUUCAGGCUGAACUCCGCACAGACAGACUAUGUUUAAUCGUAGAAAAAGAAAGAGGAGGGACAUCACCUGGAGGGGAGUUCAGAGGACGUCCUCCUUACGCAGAUGCGCAGACAGUCCAACCAUCAGCCUCAAUCAUCUGUAAGCCAUAAAAACACUUCUCAAACCACCCUAAUUAUGGAAGAAGCAUCUAUUAUGGAUGCAAAAUCAAACCUUAGGAUCCAGAGAGAAAUGUUCUUUAGACCUAGUUGGUAAAACACUGACAGAUUAGAGCACAAAAUGUUUGAUUUUUCAGUAUUUUUAAACCAUAUUUUCUCUUCUUACGCACAUCAAUCAGAACAUUUUUUUGAGGCUGUGUCCUUUUAAACACACUUACUGAAGGCCUACAUCCAAAUUAGGACACAUACUGCUGUGAUGACAAAAUAACAGUGGAAGGAGUGACACAUGUACAUUGGUUAUAAUUGUGUUUUCUGUUUGGAUAACCUGAGAGUGAUAUAAAUCUUCCACACAUAUUUAUCCAUCAGUCUAAGAGCUGUAUGUGCACCAGCAGCUCAGCACCCAGACCAAUGCAAAGGUAAUCAAAUCUGCAUUGUGUAAACAUGACUUUGUCACAUUUGAUGGUGGACCCUUCCCCGCCUGAGCCCCCCUACUGACACUGCAUGGAGGACUGAACCAUGACUCAUCCUGCAGGAGGACUGAGGGGCUAUUUGUCUCUUUGUUUUGGACAGAACUUGACUUGCUCCUCCCAUCGUGGCGUGGCGCAGCUUUGAAGCGUACCUGGAACCCACUUGAAAGAUUGUGUUAGUAGUAGCUUCACGAUCGACUCUGCUUGUACAGUCAGUAACGAAGGUUUACUUCAUGAAAACAAUGCACUGUAAAUACUGUUUGAGGUUUUUUUUUCACUUUUCAAGGCCUAACUUAAGAUGGAGUCUCUGUAGUGUUUCUAAAAUAAUAAAUGAACUGAUGCAA
Messenger RNA from Labrus bergylta (ballan wrasse), 1598 nucleotides. RefSeq names its product potassium voltage-gated channel, Isk-related family, member 4 (gene kcne4). Gene Ontology annotation, cellular component: membrane. Gene Ontology annotation, biological process: regulation of heart rate by cardiac conduction; regulation of ventricular cardiac muscle cell membrane repolarization; membrane repolarization during action potential. NCBI's taxonomy places the organism in Eukaryota, Metazoa, Chordata, Actinopteri, Labriformes, Labridae. Gene Ontology annotation, molecular function: transmembrane transporter binding; potassium channel regulator activity; delayed rectifier potassium channel activity. The record is from RefSeq and is a predicted model, not a curated record.